AUGGCUACAGAAAAUAAAACGAUUGGAGUGGGAAAGUUGCUAACCGUAACACUCAGUUUGCAGAUCAUUGGUGAGGUAUGUGUUUGGAAUGCUUUUCUCAGGCUCCUGCCAGCACUAGUCGAGACAUUCAGUGACCUGGCCUUCAGUGAUAUUUUCCUGCACCUGCUCACCGAUAACUUCAUGUUGCUGGCUGAUGAAUUUGCUCUGGAGGACUUCUGUACCAGUCUCUUUGAUGGCUUCUUCCUCACUGCCUGCUCAAGAAAAGAGAAUGUUCAUAUAGACAUGCUAAGAUUGCUACUUCACCUGCAUCACAAAAUGGCACUUGCCAAAUUAGAAUCACUCCUGAAGGCCUUGGAACCUACCAAGCAGAGCAGCGAAGCUGUGAAGGAUCUUUAUAACCAGCUCAGUGAGAAACUGGAGCGUCGCAAACCCAGUCCAGCCCAGGUGGCUGAAACUCCAUCCAUGGAACGGACUUUGCUCACAGUGCCCAGCCCAGCCUCGCUCUAAGCCACAUGAGCGGGACUCUGA
Messenger RNA from Gopherus flavomarginatus (Mexican gopher tortoise), 528 nucleotides. Its product is annotated as negative elongation factor B-like. Lineage: Eukaryota; Metazoa; Chordata; Testudines; Testudinidae. The transcript has 2 exons. Gene Ontology annotation, cellular component: NELF complex; nucleus. The record is from RefSeq and is a predicted model, not a curated record. The coding region runs from base 1 to 507 and encodes 168 amino acids. Gene Ontology annotation, biological process: negative regulation of transcription elongation by RNA polymerase II.